AUGUUUCGACCAGCUCUCGCCUUAGCUCUCGUUGCAGCCGCGUCGCUCUUUCCGAAAACCCGUGCCGUGGGCACGCCCUUCGGCCUGGCUGCUGGCACGACUGGCGGCGGUAGCGCUACCGCUCAGACUCCAAGCUCCAACGCAGAGCUAGCGUCUUGGUUGAGCGACAGUACUGCUCGCGUCAUUGUCCUAACGUCCGUUUAUGACUUCACAAAUGACGAUGGGACCACUACUGGUACUGCUUGCAAACCUUGGACAUGCUCUCCUAAUCCCCAACUGGCCAUCGACGCCAACAUGACUUACGAUGUCGCCGGAACAAAUCCCCUCAAGGUCGGCAGCAACAAGACGCUCCUCGGUAAAGGUAGCAACGCCGGAAUCAAGGGAAAAGGCCUGAAGAUUACCGGCGGAAAGAACAUCAUCAUUCAGAAUAUCAAGAUCACGGAUAUUAAUGCUCAAUUUGUUUGGGUCGGGGAUGCCCUUCAAAUUGAUGGAGGUAGCAAUAUCUGGAUUGACCACAACUACUUCCAACAUAUCGGCAGGCAGAUGGUCGUGACUGGUUAUGGCGCCGUCACUAAAACUACUUUCUCCAACAACGUCUUCAAUGGAGAGGGGACGUACUCGGCCACAUGUAACGGAGAACACUAUUGGGCUGCUCUCUUCACAGGUGCCGGCGACCAAAUCACUCUGGCCCAGAACUACUUUUACAAGACCAGUGGUCGUGGACCCCACGUCGGCGGCACAAGCGGCUAUUACCAGGACGUCCACAUCUACAACAACUACUUCGUUUCUGUUGAUGGUCAUGCCAUCGACCCUCAAGUUGGAUCAAAGGUUCUCGUUGAGGGCAAUUACUUCAAUACCGUGACUACUCCGCUUCUCAGUGAUGCUGGGCAAGCUUUCGCGCCAACCACUUCCACGCAAGCGGCCAGUUGCUCCUCACUUUUAGGGCGCAACUGUGUAAUCAACACUCUACUCUCGUCUGGGUCGUUAGCGACGGGAACAGAUACCAGCACUCUGAACGAUUUCACUGCCUCUACGUACAAGUCUACUACGCCCAUGUCAGCUUCGGAUGCGGCUACCUAUGUCCAGGCGAAUGCGGGAGUCGGCAUCAUCAAUUGA
Heterobasidion irregulare TC 32-1 is the source of this 1116-nucleotide messenger RNA. RefSeq names its product polysaccharide lyase family 1 protein. The transcript is spliced from 18 exons. Bases 1 to 1116 code for a protein of 371 amino acids. Gene Ontology annotation, molecular function: pectate lyase activity. The record is from RefSeq and is a predicted model, not a curated record. Lineage: Eukaryota; Fungi; Basidiomycota; Agaricomycetes; Russulales; Bondarzewiaceae.